Molecule: messenger RNA, 1248 nt
Organism: Vicugna pacos (alpaca)
Lineage: Eukaryota; Metazoa; Chordata; Mammalia; Artiodactyla; Camelidae
Gene: ACTL9
Product: actin like 9
Source: RefSeq, a predicted model, not a curated record
AUGGAUACAAAUCAGCACGACCCCCCGGAGCCCCAGGCCUCCCCAGAGGACCCCAAGCCUGGCAACCCCAGCUCAAUCCUGGUGAACAAGACCCUGCCGCUGGACACCCCCAACAUGGUGGGCGACAGGUUGCCCCCAAAGACCGGGGCGGUGGUCAUCGACAUGGGCACGGGCACCUGUAAGGUGGGCUUCGCAGGACAGGCCCGGCCCACCUACACCGUGGCCACCAUCGUGGGCUGCCAGCCCAAGAAGCCGGCCACCACGGGGCAGCCGGUGCUGGAGACAUUCAUCGGGGAGGCAGCCCGCAUGCGCCCAGAGCUGACGCUGGUGCGGCCGGUGCGCAACGGCAUCGUGGUGGACUGGGACGCUGCCGAGCUCAUCUGGCGCCACAUGCUGGAGCACGACCUCCGCGUGGCCACCCGGGACCACCCGCUGCUGUUCUCCGACCCACCCUUCAGCCCCAUCACCAACCGCGAGAAGCUGGUGGAGGUGGCCUUCGAGUCGCUGAACUCCCCCGCCAUGUACGUGGCUUCCCAGUCAGUGCUGUCCGUCUACGCGCACGGGCGGGUCAGCGGGCUGGUGGUGGACACGGGCCAUGGGGUCACCUACACAGUGCCCGUCUUCCAGGGCUACGACCUGCCCCAUGCCACAGAGCGCCUGGACCUGGCGGGCACCCACCUGACCGCCUUCCUGGCGGAGAUGUUGCUUGGUUCUGGCUUGCCGCUGGGGCAGCAGGACCUGGACGCGGUGGAAAACAUCAAGCACCGCUACUGCUACGUGGCCCCCGACUUGUUAAAGGAACAGGCCCGGCCGGAACUGGAAUGUCGCCAGACCCUGAAGCUGCCCGACGGGCGGACGGUCACGCUGGGCAAGGAGCUGUUCCAAUGCCCGGAGCUGCUGUUCAGCCCCCCGGAGAUCCCAGGCCUGUCGCCCGUGGGCAUCCCCACCAUGGCCAAGCUGAGUCUUCACAAGGUGCCCCUGGAGGUGCGGACCGACGUGGCCCAGAACGUGCUCCUCUGCGGCGGCUCUUCACUUUUCUCCGGGUUCGAGGGCCGCUUCCGCGCUGAGCUACUGCGCAGUCUGCCCCCAGAGGCCCACGUGGUGGUGGCGGCCCAGCCCAGCAGGAACCUCUCCGUGUGGAUCGGGGGCUCCAUCCUGGCCUCGCUGCGUGCCUUCCAGUCCUGCUGGGUCCUGCGGGAGCAGUAUGAGGAGCAGGGGCCCCACAUCGUGUACCGCAAGUGCUACUGA